Molecule: messenger RNA, 19009 nt
Organism: Anastrepha ludens (Mexican fruit fly)
Lineage: Eukaryota; Metazoa; Arthropoda; Insecta; Diptera; Tephritidae
Gene: kuz
Exons: 10
Coding region: 1-3909 (1302 amino acids)
Biological process (GO): Notch signaling pathway; membrane protein ectodomain proteolysis
Cellular component (GO): plasma membrane
Molecular function (GO): metalloendopeptidase activity
Source: RefSeq, a predicted model, not a curated record
AUGACAAUGCCAUGCGGGGGAGAGGAGAAAGGAGAAGGGAAGGAAAAAGGACACUUGGGAUUGGAGACGAUAAUGACCAUGCAUUUUACGACGACACCGACGGUGCCUGAUUUGCGCCAUCGUCGUCGACUCAACGAAUACAUAUCGCACUAUGAGGAACUCAACUAUGAUCAUGAGCACAUCCGAGCUAGUCACAAUAGAGCGAAACGAUCCGUGACCAAAGAUCAUCAUGUAGAUUUAAAAUUUUCAGCACACGGAAGAGACUUCCAUCUUAGGCUAAAACGUGAUUUAAAUACAUUUAGUGAUAAGUUAGAGUUUUAUGAUAGCAACAAUCUCCCCUUGGAUGUGGCCACCGAUCACAUUUACGAGGGCGAAGUGAUAGGGGAUCGUAAUAGUUACGUAUUUGGUUCCAUACUGGAUGGGGUAUUCGAGGGUAAAAUAAUAACCGAACGUGAUGCCUAUUAUGUUGAACAUGCCAAGCGUUAUUUUUCACCAACAACAAUAGCAGCAGUACUUAGUACGAAUGGUACAGAAAUGCCAUUGGCGCAGCGACUGGUUGCAGAACAGUAUACAGCAACAACUGCGGCAAGCAGCACAUCAGCAUCAGCAUCAACGCCGACGACGAGCUCAACAACAACAACAACAAUGGCGAGCACAACGACGACAUCAGCUCCAUUGAAAACAUCUCCAACGUCCGCCGGAAAUCAUGAAAACGGACAAACUGACGACAAUCGGAAUAUUGGUUUCCAUUCCAUUAUCUACAAGGAGUCACAUGUCGAUGAUGCUUACAAGGACAUGCGUGAAGGACAUGUUGGUGGUUGUGGCAUCACAGAGGAAGUAUCCCAAUGGAUGGAGAGUAUACAGAAUUCCGCUGUUGAAGAGUUGCCAGAACCGAUGUCGAAGGAUGAUCUCACCCACCAAAAACAACAGCACAAAUACACCAGACCCAACAGCGCGCGCCUGACACAAACACAAGAAGAAGCGGAACAAGAACGAGAUAAUGCCGCAUUCUCAACAAAUAAGAAACACAAAAAAUCCACAAUCGCACCAGCGACAACAACAGCAACAAGAGUUGCAUCCGCGCAACAGCGUCCUCCAAAAAAAUACUCAAGUCACACAGCUGGCACUGGCGAGACGGUGACGAUGACGACGGCGCCGAGGAGCGACUCAAUAGCCGACUACUCCACCAGUACGCCAGGCGAUGAUGACUUCAAAUAUCCUUAUCAAAAAUACUCCAAAGAUGCAAAUUUUCGCUUCGAUGAUGACGCGGCUUCAGCGUGGCGGCCAUUUUCGCCCAAAGCUGCAGCCGAUGACAUUUAUGGCAUGGCCAGGGACAGCAACAGCGACGGCAGCAACGUCAACGGCAAAAGUUUCUCAGGGGCAUUUUAUGAUCCGGAAACGGGGCGCAAGUACACGCCCCAGUACAUGGACAGGGCUGAAUGGCAUGCAAAGGUGCAUGAACGUGUGCGACGCGCUGCCGGUGGUAAUCCAAAUGGACCAGCUGCGCGACGUGAAGAGAACAAAAAUACCUGUUCGCUGUAUAUACAAACAGAUCCGCUGAUAUGGCGGCACAUACGAGAAGGAAUUGCUGAUCAUGAUCGUGGCCGCAAAUACGAGAUUGACGUAAAGACGCGUGAGGAGAUCACUUCACUAAUCGCACAUCACGUUACUGCCGUUAAUUACAUUUAUCGCAAUACUAAAUUCGAUGGACGUAGCGAGCACCGCAACAUACGUUUUGAGGUGCAACGUAUCAAAAUCGAUGACGACUCCGCCUGCCGCAAUUCAUACAAUGGCCCACACAAUGCCUUCUGCAACGAGCAUAUGGAUGUGUCAAACUUUUUGAAUUUGCAUUCGCUGGAGGAUCAUUCGGACUUUUGUUUAGCCUAUGUGUUCACUUAUAGAGACUUCACCGGUGGUACCCUGGGCUUAGCUUGGGUGGCUAGCGCUUCUGGUGCCUCUGGUGGCAUUUGUGAGAAAUUCAAGACUUACACUGAAACAGUCGGUGGCCAAUAUCAAAGCACAAAACGCUCGCUAAAUACGGGCAUCAUCACAUUCGUUAACUAUAACAGUCGUGUGCCGCCGAAAGUGUCGCAACUAACGCUGGCGCACGAGAUUGGGCAUAAUUUUGGGUCGCCGCACGAUUAUCCGCUAGAAUGUCGUCCGGGCGGCCUAAAUGGAAACUUCAUUAUGUUUGCCAGCGCCACCUCAGGCGAUCGGCCGAAUAAUUCAAAAUUCUCACCGUGUUCAGUACGCAAUAUAUCCAAUGUGCUGGAUGUGUUGGUUGGCAACUCGAAGCGAGACUGCUUCGAGGUGUCGGAGGGUGCCUUCUGUGGCAACAAGAUUGUUGAGUCGGGCGAGGAAUGCGAUUGCGGUUUCAACGAAGAGGAAUGCAAGGACAUUUGUUGCUAUCCGCGUAUAAUCAGCGAGUACGAUUUCUCGAUGAACAGCUCAGCAAAGGGUUGUACCCGUCGCGCUAAAACGGAAUGCUCGCCGUCGCAAGGUCCUUGCUGUCUGUCCAACUCAUGCCAGUUCGUGCCAACGAACUAUCAUCAAAAGUGCAAAGAGGAAACGGAAUGUUCCUGGUCAAGCACGUGCAAUGGCACCACUGCCGAGUGUCCGGAGCCGAAACCGCGUGAUGACAAAACGAAAUGCAACAAUGGCACUGCGCUUUGUAUACGCGGCGAAUGCUCUGGCAGCAUUUGUCUACUGUGGAACAUGACUGAGUGUUUCCUCACUUCACAAGCGGUGCCGCAUGUCGACAAGCGUCGAUUGUGUGAGCUCGCCUGUCAGAAUGGCAAUGACAGUGGCACCUGUCGCAGCACCAGUGAGUUUGCGCAUAAGUUUGGUUUGCCCGAAGGUGGCAUUAACUUACGACCCGGUUCGCCGUGCGACAAUUUCCAAGGCUACUGUGAUGUAUUUCUUAAAUGUCGCGCCGUUGACGCCGAUGGGCCAUUGGUCCGGCUUAAGAAUUUGUUGCUGAAUCGCGAGACCUUGCUGACUGUAGCGCAAUGGAUCACCGAGUAUUGGUACUAUGUAGUUAUAAUGGGCGUGUGCUUUAUCAUUGUGAUGGGCAUUUUCAUUAAGUGCUGCGCCGUGCACACGCCCAGCUCAAAUCCGAAGAAGCGGCGAGCGCGGCGCAUUAGCGAAACGCUGCGCGCGCCCAUGAAUACACUUAGACGAAUGCAACGUCAUCAUCAAGGCCGCGGUGCUGGCCCACGCAGCAUACCACCGCCAGCGCAUGAGCAACGCGGUGGCGGCGGUGCUGCCAGUGCUAAUCAUCGCAGUGCGCAUCCCCAUCAUUGGGAUCGUCAUCAGGGCGGACACUCUGUAGUGCCGCUGCCCACAGGCGGUCCACAUCAUGUGCAUAAUGCUAGUGGGCGUGCGGCAGCAACUGGAGCGUCAGCGGUUGCAGCAAGUGGCCGAACGCCAGCUAAUGGACGUAGCUCACGGCCAUCAACGCGACCAUCGAGCGGUACACGCAGCACAACACAUGGCGGGUAUGGAGAUAUACCACCAACUGGUCUUGUGGUUGGUGGUGUGCCAACGGGUGUUGGUGUUAGUAGUGGUGUUGGUGGUGGUGGUGUGCCAAAUGGCGCAUUAAUAGUUAGCGGCAGUGGCGGCGGUAAUGGGCCCAGCGCUGGUGUAAUUGCACGCCAGCAAAUGCCUCUGCCAUUGCCGCCCACCAGCGCGGUGCAAGCGCAACAAUUACAACAACAGCAGCAACAACAACAAGUGCAGGCAACACUUUCGCAAGCAUACUAUGCGCCACCGAAAGCCGUCGCUCCGCAACCAGCAAAUUAUAAUCGGCCGCCUUCGCUGCACAAUCCAGAAUUGUAUGCAGACGCUUAUGCCGCGCUGGGACGGGGCGCGUAUGAGGCGACCGCGCGCCCACCCAACAGCAAAGUUUGACAGCAGCAACAGCAGACGCAGACGCUGGCGCCGCAAACGCUCAAGAAACAGCAGCAAAAAUCAACAGCAACAAAAACCACAGUAACAACAACACAAAAAUCAAAUGAACUCAAAUUAAAUGUAAAUGUACUUUUUAUGCUAAUUAUUAUUAUUUAAAAAAAAAAAGAAACAAACAAAAGAAAACGAGACAAAGAAGAUAAACAAAAACAAAAAACACUACAAAAAAAUACACACGUAAAUAUAAAUAUAAAUAUAAAUAUAUAUAUUUUUUAAAUUAAUUGAUAUACAAAACACACAAAAAUAAGCAUAAAAGUAAUCAAAAUGAACAAAACUAAAAAUUAAAAAUGAAAUAGUGAAAAAGAUUGUAAGCAUAGGAAAAAAUGAGAAUAUGAACCCGGUUGCAUAGCUGGGACCAAAAACACAAGAAAAAGGCGAAAUACUAAAAUAUUUAGUUAAUAGAAUGGAAAGCAAGCAGAAAAAUUGAUAUAAAAAAUUUACCGAAGCAGACAACUAAAAAGGAUUGUUAAAAAUUAUAUAAAGCGAAAUAAGCAAUGCGAAUGUUAAACUAAAAAACGCAAACACGUCAAAAAGACUAUAAAGGAAAAUUGAUAUAAAAUGUAGAAAAAAAAAACAAAAUUACAAAUAACUGAUAAAUUAAUUAUACAUACAUGAAAUGCGUUGCUAUUAAAUGGGUAUGAACUAAAAUAAACAGUGAAAAAUAAAUUGUAAUUAAAUGAAUAAAAAUUUAACAUUUUAAAAAUUGUAAGGCAAGCGAGAAGGAGAAAGUUUGUAAUAUUUUCAAAACCUAAAAUAUAGCAGAUAUUAAAUUUACGAAUCUGUUUUGCUAGCUUAAGAAAUGAAAAACGCAUUAAAAUGAGAUAAAAUGUUGGACCUGCAUUAGAAAUUAAUAGAGACUAAAUGGUUUUGUAAAAGAGAGCGCUUAGCAAGGAAAGUCGCCAAGUUGUGCACUCAUUGAUAUAUACAUACACAUUAGGGCGGGUCGAUUUAAAAAUCGCUCAUUGCUCUGUGAAAAUCGUAUUCUAGGGAUCAAAAUAAGAAACUUUGCCGAAGGAACCAUACCUCUAAAACGAAUUCUGAUGUCCCGCAAUUUGGGUCGAACGAAAAAUCCCACUUUGACUCAUUUAGAGUGCUCCAAUCGAGUCCAAAUGUAUGACCGACCCCCACUAACUUUGGACGGCCGAUCCACCCAUGCCAGUGGCAUACCCCCUGGAACUCCCCUGGGGGGUUCCCCAUACAAUCAUUUCAAAAUAUCACCAUUUUUGGCCUUUACAUGAGAAAAGAAACUAAAAAGUUCCAUCCAAAUUGGGGGACAUCAGAAUUCGUUUUAGAGGUAUGGUUCCUUCGGCAAAGUUUCUUAUUUUGAUCCCUAGAAUAUGAAUUUCACAGAGCAAAUGGGCGAUUUUUUUGCCUACCCACAAAUCGCCCCGGCCUAAUACACAUAUAUGGGUAUAUAUUAAUGUAUGCAUACAUAAAUUGUGGAAGAGAGCGAAAAAUAUUUCAAAUUUUAUAAUUAAGAACUUUCACUAUUCUCACAGUACAUAUUGAAAAAUUGAAAUAGAAUAGUAAGGGAGGGGACAGAGUGAGUAUUCAGUCCUUUACCGACGCCAUAACCAAAGCUAGAGUGCAUUGAAAGGCAGCAAGAAAAACGCUUUCAUAAACCGGUUCGUUUUCAAAAAGACUUCUAUUUAUGUGUAAUAUAACAAAUUUCGAAUUUCUGUUAGUGCAUUCCAAAAAUAAAGCGUACUGUAUAUGUUUGCAAAGCACUUAAGGGGGAACGCUACUGUGGGGGAUCAAAAAAUAGUCGAUUUUUGGGAUUUUUUUUUUGUAAGCUGGAAUGAUUAUUCGAGGAUCGGACAAAAAGGAAGUUAUUAUAUAUGUCUUAAACUAUGUUGAUGUAAAUUGUUAUUAAAAAAUAUUGAAAGUUGAUAAAUUUAUGUAAAUAAACGUAACGAGUUAAAAAAAAAUGGCGUCAUCUGGUGGCAGCGAUACAGCAAUGAAUAAUCAUCUGAAAUCAAUAGUGGCUAUCGUUGUACUUAGCCGUUUUUUUUUGACAAAAUGAUGGUGAUUUGAAUUUCGAUGUGUGUUUUUCACCAUUUUUUUUUAUUUUCAACAGGCCCAAAAAAAUAGUUAUUUUCAAAAUUUUGCAAAUCGGCUACGUACAACGAUAGCCAAUGCGAUAAUACAAAUUUCGAAAAAAAGAAAUUUAAAAUCGGUUCAUUAGGAUCCGAGAAAUCGUUGCCACCGUAUCAAAAAAAGUCGUUUCGAGAAAAACGCGUUUGAAAUAAAACGUCGCAUCGUAAGCGCUACGGGGCCGAACCGACGGUCGCUCAUUUAAGUGCGAAUAGAAUUGGGAAUAAAGCGAAUUUCGCUUUAAAAUUUUUACCACAUUUUUUCGAGUAGUUAUACCAACAAUUUAUGCAAAAGAAAAAAAUUGAUUUUUUUGAAUUUUCGCAGUGGCGUGCCCCCUUAAGGUAGUUUGGUCAAAUACUCAUUUUUUAUAGAUAUUUUUUAGGAAUUUUUUUUUUAAGAAAAUAAAAUGCGAUCGUUUUGAUUUUAUAGUAUUUUAUUAUUGACAUUAAAUAGUGUACAAAAACAAUUUUAAUUUUUUUUUGACAUAUUGUUUUGUAAGUCAAAGUAAGCGUCUGAAAAAAAGAUAGGUGACUUGUCAUUAGGAUUUUAGCUCUUCACUAUGAUUAAAAAAUAAAAGGUUUGCUCAGUAAGCAGCUUUCUCAUUCCCUCUUGACAAAUCGACUCCCUUAGCAAGACACUGGGUUGCUAACUCUAGAAAUUUUUAGCAAAAGUGGAAGAAAAGUAAAAUUCGUAGGAAAAAUAUUUCGUUUUCAAAAACAUAACCAAAACGAUAUGGAAAACAUCCUGACAUACAGCUUAAAUCAGAAUAUCAUAGAACAUAUUUUUGGGGCAAUGAAUGUGAAAGAUGGACGUUGUGACAAUUUGAAUCCGAUGCCUUUCAAAUACAGGUUGGGGAGGUUACCUUAAAGCGGCAUAAGUUACCAACAAGAGCUCAUUUAGCAAUAUGUAACUAAUCACAGAUGGUUUUUUAUGAGGAGUUUUUUCAUGGCAGAAAUACACUCGGAGGUGUACCAUUGCCUGUCGAAAAGCCUUCGCUAUAACAAACAACAUUUUCUAUCAGUUUGUGUUGCAUACCCGGGGUGGUUUGUCAAGUAGGAAUGUAAGAAUAAUCGCGCCUCCAAACUUACAUGGGCAUAACAUAGUAAAGCAAGGCCUGAGUAUGUUCACAGCUUGUUAAUCAACUAAAUUAAUGAUGAGUUCGCUUCUCCUCUGAAAGGCUUUCAUUAGGGACAUAAUACCUAUGUAAUAUAAUAGCGUCAUAUUGGCAAAACUUUCCAACUUCGUGUUGAGUUUUCAAUUUAAAAAUUAAUUCACAAAAUAUCAGUCUGGGCUUAACUUAAUAACCUUAUUUUUUAAUAUCAUUCCUGGCAAUUUCUGUUUGUACCAUUUAUAAUUUAAGUAAAAACAAAACUUUUUUGCUACCAUUUUUACCAAUAAGGUAUUUAAUUUUUCCACUUUCUUUGCCCUUCUUAAAUGCGACCUUUUGUAACGGAGUGUCAACAAUCGAGUGUCACUAGUGAGCGAACCUUUAAUAAUUGAAUCAUGGCUCUUGAGGGCAUCUGAAACGAAAAAGUUAAACUGAUUAUUAUUCUGUAGGCUUGCCAUUCUCGCAGGUGCUACAAUGGGAAAAUGUUUUUGAAAAAUAACAAAAUGGCGUACUUUAAAAAAAGGUAUUUUCAAAACAAUCGAAUUUUAUUUUCUUAAAACAAAAAUCCCUAAAAAAACCUUAAAAAAUGAGUAUUUGACCAGACUACUUUCCUACUACCUUAAAGAAAUUAAAUUCAGUUUGCUGUUGUUUCUUUAGAAAUUUGUACACUUUUUCAAGAGGCUGAUACAUUUUCGGGUAAUGUCGCUUGACAUUGUUGCCAAAUUGAUGCGAAAUUAUAAAGUGUGGUUAAGUUUCAAGGGCCGGUAUUGAUUUUGAAUAAAAUACAAUUUUUUUUAGAAAAUUAUUAUCAUUUCUCUUUAUUAGGAUAAUAUUGGUAUGGCUCAAUUACGUAUGGAACAAAAUAUCGGCCAAUGGCCGCCGCGGCCUCAGCGGCACACCUCCAUCCGAUGGUCCAAAUUUUCGAUCACGCUGAGGCAUAAUUGAGGUUCUAUGCCGUUAAUGUGCCGAAUUAUCUCAUCCUUUAGCUCUUGAAUUGCUACUGGCUUAUAAACGUACACCUUUUCUUUCAAAUAACCUCAAAGAAAGAAGUCCAACGGUGUCAAAUCACAUGAUUUUGGCAGCCAAUUGACAUCGCUGCGACGUGAGAUUAUUCGGCCAUCAAAUUUUUCGCGCAAAGGAGCCAUAGUUUCGUUAGCUGUCUGACAAAUGGCACCGUCCUGUUGAAACCACAUAUCGUUCACAUCCAUAUCUUCCAAUUCGGGCCAUGAAAAGUUCGUUAUCAUCUCACGAUAGCGAACAAUAUUCACAGUAACUGCCUGACCGGCCCUCAUUUUGGAAAAAAUAUGGCCCAAUGGUGCCGCUGGCCUAUAAACCGCACCAAACAGUCACUCUUUGUGGGUGCAUUGAUUUUGCGGCAAUCACUCUUGGAUUAUCAUUCGCCCAAAUGCGACAAUUCUGCUUAUUGACGAAUCCAAUGAGGUGAAAAUGUGCCUCAUCACUGAAAUCACGAAGUGCGCGAUAUGCAUUUUGAUUUGAACGCCCGUUUUCAUAAUAAACCUGAAUAACUUUAACGCAUUGCUCGAUUGUGUAUCUUUCCAUGGCUCAAAUUGAGUUAGUCAGAAAUUGAAAAGUGUCAAAUGGAAUGCAGAAAAAAAUUUGACGUUUAAGUGUGGUUCACAUUCAACCUUUGAAAUUUAACCACCCUUUAAAUAAUACUCAUAUAGAAUAUUGAUCAUCCACCGUAGUUGAGUGGGUUGGUGCGUGACUACUAGUCGGUAGUGUACGGGGUUUCCAACCACGUGAAAAAGUUUUCUCUAAAGCGGUCAUCCUGCGACAGGCAAUGGCAAAUCUCCGAGUGUGUUUGUGCCAUGAAAGAACCCUCAUAAAGAGCCAUCUGCCGUUCGGAGGCGGCAUGAGACUGGGACCUAAAACUGCAGGUCUGCGCGUUUGUGGAGCAACACCAAAACACACGUCAGAAAUAGUAGGAGGAGCUCCGCCAGAUACCCAAACAAAGGGUUUGAUUAUUUUUUAUUCGACUCCGACUCUUUAAACUCCGAGUUUCACAUAUGUACAGCUUUUUUUCUUAUACAUUUCAUAAAAAGGAUGCAUUUUUCUUAAUGAAAAUUGUUUAUCGUCAAAUUAACUGUUUGUUUUCAACUUUUAAACUCCCUUGAAGCAACUUACCGCAUUGGCUUCUUUCCUUGUAGCAGCUCGCCUCUGAUGAUUACUCAUUAUUACAGCAUUACAAAAAACAAAAACAAAAACAAAAAACACAUUCGCCUGAUAUUUAAAUAAUUUGCUAAGAUAAGUAAAAGAUAUUAUAUUUUUAUUCAAAUUCGCUUCGUGAAUGCCUCAUUAUUUUAAAUAUUUAAGCUUAGAAUAAAUAGAUUUGUAUGCAAGCAUACAAAAAUUAAGAGAUAAAUAUUUUUAAAAGCACAUAAAGUCAUACAAAAUAUUAUGUUUCUUUAUUGUGUUUAUUUUUAGUUUUUUUUUUUGUAUUUUAAUACACAAAAAUGUAUGUAUGUAGUGGUAAGUGAUAAUUAAUAGGAACUGAACGAGAAUAAUUUUAUCGUGGAUAAGUUUGCGAGCUUUUAUGCAAAAAGUUAAAAAUAAAAUAAAAAUUACUCAAUUUGUUAGUUGACUUUUGCCUGUUCUAUUUUUUACGUAAAUAUUUUGUGUGUGUGUUUUUUUUGUGUGCUCACUAGUAACGAAAAAAAACUGUGAAUAUAAAAAUUGUUUGAAAAAAAUUACUAUGCAUAUGCUCGUAUGUAUGUAUGUAUGUCGAAAGUAAUUAUAUUUUUGUCUAAAUAUGCUUUGUAGUAUUGUUCUUUUUUUUCAAAUUAAUUAAAUUUUAAACGCACAUAUACAAGGUGACGCAAAAUUAAUCACCCUACCGGUAGGUGGCCGCCGUAGCCGAAUGGGUUGGUGCGUGACUACCAUUCGGAAUUCACAGAGAGGUCGUUGGUUUGAAUCUCGGUGAAAGUAAAAUUAAUAAAAAAAUUUUUCUAAUAGCGGUCGCCCCUCGGCAGGCAAUGACAAACCUCCGAGUGUAUUUCUGCCAUGAAAAAGCUCCUCAUAAAAAAUAUCUGCCGUUCGGAGUCCGCUUGAAACUGUAGGUCCCUCCAUUUGUGGAACAACAUCAAGACGCACGCCACAAAUAGGCGGAGGAGCUCGGCCAAAUACCUAACAGAGGUGUAUGCGCCAAUUGUCAUAUGUCAAUCAUAGAGACAAGCAAUGCAGCGGGUAAAUGUCAAAAUGAAGAUUUGCAUCACUCAAAUCAUUUUUUUUUAUUUAAGGCACCUUUCUGGUCUAGAAUUUCGAAAAAAUCGAUUUUUUUCAUGUUAUGAUAGUUUAUACUUUCAAAAAUGUACUUGCAAAUUUUUAUAUUGAAAUUCGUUGUAGUUUAGACGUUAUAACCCUUUAAAACGAGAGCGGUUUGGAGUACGACGCCCAGGUACAGGCUGGGCCAAAUAAGACCUACUAAUGCUAAACACAAAUAACUUUUGCAAUGAUCAUUUAUUUUGGUUAAUUGUUUUUAUACAUUGAAUAUAUUUUAUGGAAAUUAUGUAUGAAAUAUUACAUCAGACAAGUGUCCACCAUUUUUCUCGAUACAAAGAUUGGCUCUUUUUAACGCGUUUUCCGUGGUGUAAUGGAAUAUGAAUAACAUUAUUAAGAUACACUUUGUCUUUUAAAUAUCCCCGUAAAAAGAAGGCGGGCGCAGUCAAAUCUGCCGAACGAGGUGGCCAAGGGAAAUCUGAAUUUUUGGAUAUCAGACGUUCGCCAAAAAUUUCACGCAGCAGGUCCAUAGUUUGCCUAGCAGUAUGCGCAGUUGCUCCAUCUUGUUGAAACUACAAAUUAAGAUACUGCUCCGCCAUUGGCCGCACAAAGUUUUCAAUCAAUGUUCUGUAAGAAGCUCCUGAAAUCGAGUCCGGCGUUUCAUCCUCAUUUUUGAAGAAAUAUGGACCGAUAACUCUAGUGGCCAUAACACCGCACCAAACAGUGCACUUAGAUGGGUGCAACUGAUGUUGGUGUGUUGCCCUUGGAUUUUCAGAGCCUCACAAUCUACAGUUUGGUUUGUUGACAUAACCAUUUAAAUGGAAAUGCGCCUCAUCCGACAUCAAAACAUUAUUUAAAAAAUCAAUGUGCGGCGAGUUGAGACAGAUGGAUCGACUGCAACACUCUGCCGUAGAGUUUCCACGUUGUCUUUAGUGUGAAUAUUUCGAUGGGCACCUCGUCCAGGACGGUCGGCCACUGAACCCAGUUCCUCAAAACGACCGACCAAACUUCUAAUCACGAAAGCUGUGGGAGCUGAUCUGGGAUUAAAAUGUUGCCGAUAUUUACGCUGCGUUAAAACAAUUGAUCGUUGACAAGAAUAGAAAAUUUCGAUAAUUUGACGCGUUGUGUUGUACUGUAGGGCUCCAUAAUAAAUUUCCAACAAUUCAAUUAUAACCUACAAAAAGAGAAAAAUAAAUAUGUCAAAAAAUAAAAAAGUUAUUUUUGCUUAACAUUAGUAAGUCUUAUUUGGCCCACCCUGUGCUAUUAAAAAUAUACUUGCAACUUUUUAUAUGGAAAUUCGUUGCAGUUUAGACGUUGCAGUCCUUUAAAACUAUACCAGUUUGGAGUACGACGCCCAGGUAUAAGCGCGUUAACCGUGUUUUUCUCGAAACUAUUUUUUCCCGAGUUGGCAUUGGUAAUUUCUAAAAAAAUACGGAACCGAUUGAUUUGAAUUUUUAAUAUGUUAUUGAGUCGACUUGUGGCCCUCGCGGGUAGCAGAAUUAUAAUUUCAUAAUCAAUUUUUCUAUUUUUUUAAAGAGAGAUAACGUGAAAAAAAUCCUUUUUUUUGUUUUUCCAAUAAACAGAUAAAAUAUCUAGAAACAUUUUUUUUUGUAAAUCUGCUGCCCACCAUAGCGAAACAUCUCCUCAUGAAGGUAGGUAGGAAGGUUGGGUGGUUGUCGUAGCGACACACUUAGACCUUUCGCAGGUCCAUUGUGAUACCAGAGCUUCGUUAGUUUUAGAUGGGCUAUGUCUGCUACAUCGGUUAAAAAUGCUGUAUCAAGAGUGCGCAGCCUUCUCAUAGCUAAGCUAUCACACUAACAUAAAAGGUGUCUGACUGUUUCCUCUUCUUCUGUAUUAAGACAGCUUCUACAGAAAUCGAAGACGACCAGUUAAUACGCCUAUCAUUUUUCUUAUAGCUUCUCUGUUAAAUCUUAACAAGAUAUUCGAUCGACCGCUGUUCCAGUUCGGCCAUGUCUGUCUGCUUAGUUUGCAUGUUGUGAGGUUUUGCCAGCUUUUAUUUACCUUUUUGAGGGUUUCCCUGUCUAUAAGUAAAUUACAAGUGGUUAUAGGCAUGGGUAUCAGCGCCUUAUUCGGUUGGAGAUCGAGCGUUGUACCGGUUCGAGCAAGUUCAUCCACCUUACAGUUUCCUGCUAUAUUCCUGUGGCCUUGCAUUCACAUAAAGUGCACUUUGUAGCACUUAGAUUCGUCAUUUAGAAGUUUAAAACAUUCCAAAACUGUUUUUGACGAGUGUGUUUCAGAUUCAAGCUCUUGUAUUGCCGCUUCAGUGUCCGAGUAAAUGAAGACUUCAUUUGUGGAUAAUACUCUCGUUUUUAUUACCGUAAGUCCCUCUUUUAUGUCAGUGACUUCCGCCUGAAAUACACUGCAAUGAUCAGGUAGGUGAAAUGAUUGCCAUACUCCGAGUUUAUCGGAGUAAACCCCUCCACCUACUUUUUUGUCUAGUUUUGAGCCAUCUGUGUAGAUGUUUAUAUCAUUUUUCUUAACAAUAAGCCCGUUAUCCCAUUCCUCUUUGGAAGGAAAUACUGUGACAAAGGAUUUAUUUAAGUUGAUAUCCUUGGCCUUACAGAUAUCCGUUGUGCCAGGAAUGCAGGGGAAUUUUUCUAAAAUUGAAGAGUGUCCUCUUUGGCUCGUUCUGAGUAGGUCGAUUUCUCUUAGUCUGAGAGCUGCUUUGGCAGCUGUUUGCUUACUGAAUUGCUCUGUUGGUAAAAGGUUAAGCAUAAUAUUUAGUGCCUCUGUGGGUGUAGUCCUAAAAGCCCGGCAGAUGCAAAGACUGGCCAUUCUUUGUACCAUGGUUCUUUUAAUAUAUAACUUAUUUAAAGCCGGCCACCAUACUACAUAGUAUGCCAUAUGUUAGGAUUGGUCUGACAAUUGCUGUGUAAAGCCAAUAUACGAUAGAUGAGGAAAUACCCCAAUUUAGUCCUAUCAGCUGUUUACACGAGUAGAGUGCUAUUGUCGCUCUUUUUACUCUAUCUUCGACAUUUGCCUUCUAACUUAGUUUUCUGUCUAGUAUUAGACCUAAGUAGCGGGCCUCAUCACUGAAUGACAGUGCCGUUCCACCUAGAGUCGGGGGAGCUAUAUUUGGAAUUUUAUGUUUCCUGGUAAAUAGGAUGAGUUCAGUUUUAUUUGGGGUUGACGCUUAGCCCAUUUGCUUUUGAUCAGUUUUCAACCAUGUUUAGUAAAUCUUGCUAAGUAUAUAGGGAAAUUUCCCUCUUACUACCAUUGCAACAUCAUCCGCAUAUGCUACGAUGUGUUGUCCUCUCUCCUCUCGGUUCUUUAGCAAGAAGCUUAAUGCUAGCACCCAUAGGAGAGAGGACAGCACACCGCCUCUGCUAACUUUUUUCUUGAUCUUUGAGGUCCCUAGGGUUGCAAUCAUAAAUCUGCUCAAAAGCAUGUUUUUGGUGAACUCAACCAGAGCGCCAGAGAUCCCGAAUGGUAGGUAGGUAGGUCGGUAAGAUGGCAGGAGUACCCAGGUACACUACAAGUAGCACUUACGUGCCAUUUUGAUACCAUAAAGUGGACCACUACCUGUGAAAGGAUUAAGGGAGGAGAUAAAACCGUCUACAGCCAUCCAGUGCUGUUGAUGUAGCGGAGGAUCCCGAAUAAUCGACCGAAUUGUUUUUUUCAGACGUACCUGAGCAGCCCAAUCAGUUACGCCAGUGGCAUGUGUUACGUCAGGGGAAGAAUUUUUUUUUAUUAAUAUCAUUGAAAAAAAAAUUUUUUUUUUUUGUAAAUAAAGAAUUGAUCUAAUGAAUAAUAACGAUACCGAUUGUCUUGUUUCAAUUUUCAAUUCCCUCAAUUUUCACGUCUCUAGACCAGAAAGGUGCCUUAAUAAAAAAGUUAUUCAAAAACCUAAUUGGAUGAUUAAUUUUGCGCCACCUUGUAUUAAGCUGGAAAAAAAACCGAAAAUAAGCUUUUUGUGUAUUACUAUUUUAGACUGUCAUUGCGAUAGUUUCAAAUACUUUUGAAAAAGUGCUUUUAAUAUUUGCUUAGCUCCGACAUGGAGUUAAUUUGAUUUGAUAGAUAGAAAUUUAAUGUUUCGGUGCAUUUUAAUAUUUUUUAUUUGUGAAAGAAUGCAUUCAAAACCCACCUAAUGGCGAAGUCGUGAGAAAUUGUUUGUGCUUUUGGCUUUCAGUAUUUUGAAACAUGCAUUUUUGGCACCUCAAUACGUGCUAAUACAUUCAAAUAAAUGUAAAUUUUAAUUUCGAAUAAAAAAUAUAUGAAAUAUAAUAAAUUUCCCUUAAACAACUGUAAAGGUAUUUUUUUAUAUUCCAUACUUAUUCUGCUGAUAUUUAUGUACAUAUAUUUACUAAGACAAUGCAUUAAAUUAAAAAAAUAAACUUUUUAGUGUUGUUUUUUUAAUAAAUUUGCUCAAACCUGUGCUUGAGUGCUAAACUGGCUAAACUGAGGAUGGUAGGCAUUUGGUCGAAAAAAGAAUUUAAAAAUAUAUUUAUCAUGUAUGUCAAAUAUUAUAUUUCGAUCCCAAGGAAUUUCAGGCUGCAAAUAUUGUAUUAAAACACGAAAAAAAAUCAUAAGCUCAUCUCUUAAGAUUAGUUUUAACGCAUGGUACUGAAUCGGUGUUCCCGUGAAAUGGCUGUCAAGACCUAGAAAAAUUGCAUUGCCGUGAAAUAUACGUGAAAGUUCGUAUGUAUUUCACGGCAAAGUAGUGAAAAAGUUCACGCCGUGAAAACACCAGCACAACAAGCCAGCUACUUUUUUUUACAUCUAUUGGAAAUGCGCUUGUCAUUUAAAAUUGAGCGAAAACUGACAGUUCGUUUGCGAGUGAAGUGCCUGUGUUCGAAUACUCCGAAGAUAUGGCAUUCUUAGAAAAAGUGCAAAAGUACGUUCACAUAUGCAGUGAUUAGCAAUAAAUCCACAAAAAUUAAUCUGCCUUUUCACAUAUGGCAGAUUACCUGCAAAAUUGACAAUCAGCUGUCAAGACAGUUUUGAAAGGUUUAUUGAAUAGAAAUUGGUUUGGUGGACUAUUUUCGUUUGUUUUGUUUUGGUUUGGUUUAAUUACUUGUAUUAUUAAUGAUAUGAAGAAGAGGCAAAUAGAAGCAAUAAUUAAUUUAAUUGCGCAAUUGGCUGCUUAUAAUAUACAGUUGGAGCAAAUCCGUAAGCGCGGUUUACUGAGGUUGCAAAAAAUUAUGGCAGCAAUGCGCAUGGGAUAUUCUACUAUAUUACAUUUUACCUAUAAUAAGUAAUAAGAGGACAAAACGUUUAUGGACACACGCUUUUUUCUGUAAAACGAAUCCCUAACUAAUAAUAUUUAACAAACAUUGUAUUAGAUUUAUGUUUACAGACCUGCUUUCUUUGCCGGCAUCCAUUUCAUUUAGUUUUUAUUUUGAUGUUUCUCUUUACAUUCGGAAUAAUUAUCGAUAACACAGAAAACACUUUGCCCAAGCUGUCCUAAUGCAAUCGAAAGCUCGGAACACGUGGCUAUUCAUUGUGAUCGCUUCGCACGAGAACGUGCAAUACUUGAAAGGGUUUUGGGACACUCAGCUAGUCCUAAUGACAUCGUACAGGACAUGCGCUCAUCCAGUGCUAAAUGGGUGGCGGUUCGAGCGUUUGCUGGAAAAAUUAUGCUACGACUCCAAUUCAUCGAAUGGGAGCGCAAGACCCAGCAACAGCAGCUACAGUUGCAAUUUCGAAAUGGAGAUGAACUGUUUUCGGACAGAAUGACGACGAACACAGCCACUUGAGUCAAUCACUCACAAUAAUAUCAGACAGAAGACAAGACGAUAGUUCGUAAAUACUGCGAUAUCGCAAAUUUUCCGAUGAUCCAUUUCCUCCAGAACCACGUAUGAAAGCAGUGGGGGGAGUGGAUACCAUCGCUGACGUAAGAUCUCCAUACGUGCACAAGAGAAGGACCUGGACGCAGGUACCUGGUUGUGUCAAUAGACAUAAACGCGGCUCCACCUUGAUGAAAUGUUUACAGCGGUCCCAGGGUAGAAAUUAGCCGAGGAGGAGGAAUGUUAUAGCGUUAGUGGGAGCAUGCCCCACAUACCACUGGUGCGACGCCGCCUUUGAUGAUGUUUCUGACAUUUUGAAACAAAAAAAAACAGAAAACACAGAGUUGUGUGUCGAAAAGUAUCGUUGUUAUCUAGGAUUAUUUUAUAAUCUUAGAUUUUGGGAGAGAAAUUUUGUAUGGGAAAUCGCGCUUUUUAAUUACGGAUUUUGAGUUAAGCGCGAAAAAGUAGAUCAUCUACUUAUAUGUGAACGUAUUAUAAGACAUAUGGUAAACAAACUGCUUCGACACAUUAGUGAUUUUGUUUUGGUGUCAUAUACUUUUGGGUUUGUGAAAAUGUCUGAUUUUGUGCCGAAUAAUCGUCAUUUGUGGGAAGUGUUGAUUUUCCUCUUUCAUUCGAAAAAAAUGGCUGCUGAAGCGCAUCGAGAGCCACAAAAAGUUCGUGGAGAUGUUGCCUUAAGUGAAACAACGUGCUGAGAUUGGUUCCGUCGCUUCAAAGACGGUGAUUUUAAUGUUGACGACCGUCCACGUGAAGGGAAAUCAAAAACCUUCGAAGACGCUGAGGUUUGCUGAGGCACUGCUCAACGCAAGAAGAGCUUGCUUCAGUUUAGGAGUUACCGCCAAUCCAUUUCCAAGCGAUUGCAUGCUUUGGGAAUGAUUCAGAAACAGGGGAUUUGGGUUCUUUAUGAGUUAAAACCAAGGGAUGUGGAACGUCGUUUUUUCGCCUGUGAACAACGCUCCAGUCGCAAAAAAGGAAGGACUUUCUUCAUCGCAUCGUGAUGAGUGAUGAAAAAUGGAUUCACUACAGCAAUUCAAAGAAAAGAAAGUCAUGAGGUCAUGCUUCUACGUCGACGCCUCCACCGAAUAUUCACGCUGCGAAAGUUAUACUAUGUAUUUGGUGGGACCAAGUUGGUGUUAUUUAUUAUGAACUGUUAAAACCAAGCGAAACCAUCACUGGGGAUCGGUAUCGACUUCAAUUGAUGCGAUUGAGCCGAGCACUGCGCGAGAAGCGGCCGCAGUACGCAGAGAGGCAUGAAAAAGUGGUUAUACUGCAUGACAACGCUCGGCCUCACGUUGCCAAACCUGUUAAAACCUACCUGGAAACACUGAAAUGGGAAAUCCUACCUCACCCGCACCCGCCAUAUUCUCCAGAUAUUGCGCCGUCCGAUUAUCACCUGUUCCGAUCGAUGGCACAUGGUUUAGAUGACCCGCAGUUCCAUUCAUAUGAAGACAUCAAAAAAUGGCUUGAUUCGUGGAUAGCCUCAAAAGAUGAACAGUUUUACCGCGACAGCAUACGAGAUCUACCAGAAAGUUGAGAAAAAGUAGUAGCCCGUGACGGGCAAUACUUUCAAUGAUUCACUUGUGACCAUUUUUUCAGAAUAAAGUUGUAUUUUCAGCAAAAAAAAAACACCGAGAACUUAGUUGCGCACCUAAUAUAUGUUUUCAUUAAUUUAUAGAGUAUGUAUUUAAAAAAAAAAACAUCUUUGAGAAAAUAGUUAUUUAAUAUUCAAAAUUUUAUGGCGCUAUUUAAAUAUAGUGUGUCCGAAUUGUCUGAACUAGAAAGAAAUUUUCAAAAGUUUGCUAUCUGCGUUUUUAGUCAGAGUAAAGUAAAUCAAUUUUUUGGAAAGUACCUCAUUAAGUCUAUAUUCUUAUACCUUUCAACGCUGAUGUAUAAUAGUUUUGCUGACAAAAUGACUGAAUGUCAAGAGAAUUCUUGUGCGCUCAAUAAAAAAAAAAUUAAUAAAAAAAGAUGUAAAAAGUAAAUAAAUUUAAUUUAGCACCGAAGAUAAACAAGCAAAUACGAAAAUGUGCAAAUGAAUAAUUAAAUAUGUAAGUAACAAACACUACAAAUUACAAAAUGUUAAAAUAGAAAUAAAACAAGGAAAGCGUGACACAAAAAAACAAAUAAAAAUUCAGCAAAAAACUGAAUAAAUAAAUAAAACAUAAAAAUAUUGUAAAUAUUCAACUUUGAAAAUUAGUAUAUUUAUAAAAAAAUCUAAAUAAACACACACACAUUCAAAUAUAUAUACAUACAAACAUACACGCAUGCGUGCAUAUAAAUAUAUUUGCGUACAUAACCUGUAAGUGCAUAUUAGUCCGUAAGUGCGAAUGAAAGAAAAAACAAAUCCCUGAUGAGAAUAAUUCAGAUUUAGCUUAGCGUAAGCGAAUGCUGAGAUACAAGAAAUAAAACGUAAGAAAUUAAUCAAUAUUGCAAUAACCGGCAUUGUAAAAAACAAUAAAUUCAUUGAAGCAUACAUACAAACAAACAUACAAACAUACGUGUACGUUCACUAGCGUCGAAGUAAAUACAACAAAAGCACAUUCAACUAUGACAUUAGUUUUUUCCGUUUUCUCAAAUAACAAAUGCAACAAGAACUGCAACAGCAACAACAAAUAUACUAUUAAUUUAAAGCAAAUUAGAUUUAAAUAAAAAAGGGUUAAAGUAAAAUUCGUUUAAGCUAUGAAAACUUACGAAUGAAAUAAAUUUAAUGAGAAUCAUUUAAGAACCAAGAAUCAGGAGCCAAGACAAAAUGAUUACAAGAGACAAAAACUUGGCGUAAUGAUGAAAUGGAUAACAAUAAAAACUACUAUUUUAUAAAAAUAAAUAUUGAAAAAAAAAA